GUGGUGAGUGAGUGUGUCAGAAGAUGGAUGAAUGGAUAAAAAGGGUGAAACUUGCCUCGUAGAUACCGCUUCUUCCAUUUUCAAUAGAUUAUUGUUAAGAUCUCAAGUCAUAUAUGGCCGCAAAGAAACUAUACGAGUCGUUUUCUAAGGAAUUGAUUGAGGAAGUACAUCGAUGGGGUUCCAUGAAGCAGACUGGUGUGAGUCUCAAGUACAUGAUGGAGUUCGGUUCCAAACCCACUCCCCGCAAUUUGCUUAUUUCAUCUCAAUUCCUUCACAAGGAACUCCCUAUGCGUAUUGCUCGCAGGGUUAUUGACCUACAAACUCUUCCUUAUGGUUUAUCUCACAAGCCUGCUGUUCUAAAGGUCCGGGAUUGGUAUUUGGAUUCUUUCCGUGACCUUAGAUCGUUUCCAGAUAUAAAAGAUGAGAAUGACGAGUUGGAAUUCACAAAAAUGAUUAAUUUGGUUAAAGUACGACACAACAAUGUUGUACCUAUGAUGGCUUUGGGAGUUCAACAACUAAAAAAGGAUCUACACCCUAAGAUUGAUUAUAAGGAUUUGGAUGAGAUACACCAGUUUCUUGAUCGAUUUUACAUGUCUAGAAUUGGCAUCCGCAUGCUUAUCGGGCAGCAUGUAGCCCUACACGAUCCUAAUCCACCUCCUGAUUGUGUGGGCUAUAUACAUACAAAAAUGUCCCCCUUGGAGGUUGCACGCAAUGCUACCGAGGAUGCCCGUUCUAUUUGCUUGCGUGAAUAUGGCAGUGCACCUAAGGUCAACAUUUAUGGGGACCCAAACUUUACAUUCCCCUAUGUGCCAACACAUCUGCAUUUGAUGGUUUUUGAGUUGGUUAAGAACUCCUUGCGUGCUGUGGAAGAGCGAUUUGUGGACUCGGACAAAGUUGCCCCUCCUGUUAGAAUAAUAGUUGCUGAUGGUCUAGAGGAUGUUACUAUCAAGAUUUCAGAUGAAGGGGGUGGUAUACCAAGAAGUGGUCUGCCCAAAAUAUUUACUUAUCUCUACAGUACUGCCCGGAAUCCAUUGGAUGAGCAUUCAGACCUUGAUACAAUUGAUUUGGCUACUGUGUCUACGUUAGCUGGUUAUGGAUAUGGACUUCCAAUAAGUCGUUUAUAUGCUCGCUACUUUGGAGGGGAUUUGCAAAUUAUCUCCAUGGAAGGCUAUGGUACUGAUGCUUAUCUGCAUUUAUCGCGGUUGGGAGAUUCGCAAGAGCCAUUACCUUGAUAUUUGAUGGUGGGAGAGAAAAACUCCUCUGUAGAUAUUUCAAAUUC
Molecule: messenger RNA, 1279 nt
Organism: Solanum verrucosum
Lineage: Eukaryota; Viridiplantae; Streptophyta; Magnoliopsida; Solanales; Solanaceae
Product: pyruvate dehydrogenase (acetyl-transferring) kinase, mitochondrial
Exons: 6
Coding region: 114-1232 (372 amino acids)
Biological process (GO): protein phosphorylation; regulation of glucose metabolic process
Cellular component (GO): mitochondrion
Molecular function (GO): pyruvate dehydrogenase (acetyl-transferring) kinase activity
Source: RefSeq, a predicted model, not a curated record